Molecule: messenger RNA, 3706 nt
Organism: Lates calcarifer (barramundi perch)
Lineage: Eukaryota; Metazoa; Chordata; Actinopteri; Centropomidae
Product: spindlin-1
Exons: 5
Coding region: 986-1693 (235 amino acids)
Biological process (GO): gamete generation
Source: RefSeq, a predicted model, not a curated record
UUGCAUAUUUGGUUGUGCGAAUAUACUCUCUAACUUGUAGGCUGCAGCUGUACGGUGCAUCGGUGUGUUUGUUAAAGCUGAGCAAAUGGCAUUUCAAACCACCAAAACACACUGCUAAUAUUUCUAUAAGUUAUCACCUGGGAUGAGAUUUGACGGCCUCACUAUGGAAGACUGGUGUUACAGAUGAAGUCAUUUGAUAAUCGCCAUCCAUGGUCGUCACCAACGGUAUGCUGCCUUUGAGUCCCUCUACUUGCAACUAUACUUGAGGGUUUGAAUCAUGCAAAUAGGUCGUGCAUUUCUUAUGGUUUUGGUUGAUAUUGUGAAACUAGAGCGAAAGGUGAGGAUUUAAUGUUAUUUUAGAUAUCAGGUGUAAUUUGUUCUGCAGCAGAAUUUCAGUGUUAUUGUAUUUCCUGAAACUUAAGAUAUUAAAUGUUGUCACGGGCCAAACGUUAGCAUCUAAAUGUUAAAAAUAGGAGAACAUAGACAAAUAGUCAAUAUUCGGUGAUGAUAUUGCUUUAACUUUAAUACCUAUCUUAUGCCGCCUGCCCCUUUAAGUUAAAUUUAGGCAAUUCUUGCGUCACAAGAGUUGUUAUGCUGCUGUGGGUGGUUGUAUUGUCCUCCUUUUCAUGUCGCUCAUGUGCACUAAUACCCCAAUUACGCUAUUUCCGAAAACACUCGAAUGUAGCACGCAUCACUGUCUUCAACAACUGAUAAACUCCUAAGGUUGAAAGUCUAGCUCUUUGUCAUUAAAACACCAAUUCCCACUAUUCAUUGCGCCCCGUUCGUGUCUCUCUCUACGGCCACGAUAGCCGAAGGCUCGCUGGGAACUAGAGUCUUCUCUCCCCACUCUUUCCCAUUUUCCACAGGUUUCGCGAGAUUUUCGUUGACGGAUUGGUGUAUGUGUGAGAGAGCUUUUCUCCGCCAGACGAACUGAACAAUACUGAUAUGAAAUCUGCGUAAAGUCAGCCUUUGAAUUGCUGGAGGCAUGUCCAAGAAAAGGGGCAGAAAGCGGAGUAGCGGGGAACUGAGUGACACAGUGAGCCCAGACCCCAACAGCAUUCUGGGAGUCCGUAUUCAACAUAACUGGCGUGAGAAGGGGAACCAGAGCAAAUGGAAGGGAACAGUAUUGGACAGGCUUAGUGUAAAUCCUUCUCUCUUCAUGGUGAAGUAUGAUGGCUUUGACUGCGUCUAUGGCAUCGAGCUGUUCAAGGAUGAAAGAGUGUCCAACCUGCAAGUCCUCUCAGAAAAAGUUGUAAACAACAAAAUCAAGAUACCUCCAGGAGCUGAGGAGCUGGUUGGCAAAGCUGUGGAGCAUCUGUUUGAAAAGGAGGAUGGAGAGAAGAAUGAGUGGAGAGGCAUGGUCCUCUCCAGAGCUCCAAUCAUGACCAACUGGUAUUACAUCACUUAUGAAAAGGACCCAGUUCUUUAUAUGUACCAGCUGUGGGACGACUAUGCUGACGGAGACCUCAGGAUUCUGCCUGAAGCAGAAAACAAGCACCUGUUGCCUGCAGACAGGAAGCCAGGAGAAGAGACGGAGAGUCUGGUGGGGAAACAAGUGGAGUAUGUUACUGACAAGGGUGUGAAGAGAACAGGCCUGGUCAUCUACCAGGUCCCAGCCAAGCCCUCUGUCUACUACAUCAAAUAUGAUGAUGACUUUCAUAUCCAUGUCUAUGACCUGGUCAAAACCACCUAGAGCUAGUGGACACUUUUAUCUCAAUCUCCAGCCUCCCUCCAUCUGCUUCUGUUCCACUCAUUGUUAUGAUCUGUUAUCUGAAGCCAUGGCAGGGUUAAAUAGUUAAUAUGCUUUAUUGUUCAGAAAGUGCAAUCUUUUUUUUUGUAUGCACAGCAGAACUGUAGCACCGCUAUGCUUUGCUAUUUCAAGGAGAGGGAGUCACCUUGUUUUAUUGUUGCUGCUCUACUUUAUACUUUUAUGUUUGAACAGUCCAAGAUUGCACUGCCCAAUAGCUGCAAAGUGCAGUUGAUACUGCAUUUGCAUUGUUGUCCCUGAGAUACUCACUGAUCUGUCCUAAAGUAAUUAUAUUAAUUAAAUUCCUAGUGUGACUAAAAAAGCAGCUUGAAAUAUCCUUUUAAAGUUACAUUUCUUUGGAUUUACUUCAUAGGAAAUAUGCUUGGUAUACACAUUUUCCUCUGCAUUGAUGCCUUCCAUAGAGACAUUUAUUAUAUGUAAUGAGCAGAUAUGUGUACUGCAUUUAUCUAACAAGAAUGUCAAAUCAAUCAGUGUUAGUACUAGAAGGGAUGAAUAAAAGCAGCAUUUGUAAAAUCACCCUAAUGAGGCUCUUAUAUUUUCAAGAGCAAUUCAGAUGAAUUAUGCUCAUGUGGAAAUACUUAUGCACCUUUGCACCAUAUUUAGUAUUGUGGUAUCCAUGUAUGGCUGUACUCAUUUAAACUGGCCACAUCUUCAUGCUAGAUAUCUUUUUUUCAACCUUGAUGGAAGGUUUCUGCACAGGCUCUAGAUCGGAGUUUAACAGGAACAUCAGAUUCUUUGUACUGGUAAUUAAGAUGCUAAAUUCCCAUUUGAAUUUGAUCCCACACAAAUCAUCAAGUGCCUUCUGGCUUUGUCAUUUUGCAAUAUUGUACAUACUUUAUCUCUGACUAUUUACGCUCUUAAUGAAUCUCUGUGUAUGAAGGCUGCUAUUAGGUUUUCAUUCAGAAGUGGCGACACUGACAGCUUGAGGAAAGUUCCCGCAACCAUCAGUUUAUAUUAGUGCUGUGUUUUGCUCUGAAUGCAGAAUGAAAAAGUUCUUUACAUAUAACACACAUCAUCAUUGGUUGUAUAAUUUCACUGUUGAUAUUGUGGGGAGCACUUUAACUUGUAUAAAGUUUACAUGUUUAGGUUAUGGUAUGCUAUGUAUAGUUUCCCCAAAAUGGUUUUUCCUUAAGAGCCAAACAUGGCAGCAUAACGCGCUUUAUAUCACAUGGAUAAAGAAAAAAAGUUUUUAAAAAAAUUGUUGCAAUACAUUCAGAUGACAGUAUUUAUUCUGAGCUUGUGUAAAAUGCCUUGUGACGUUGCCUGUUGUGAUUACUCACAUUAAUAUGAGUAUCUCAUCAAAACACCACCAGCUUUUAGUGAAAGGUUCAUUAAUAUACAUAAAUUAUAGACUGAAUAUUUAACAGGUAUAACCAGCCGACAAACCACUCUGUCAACAGUAACUAACUUUGGUUCUAGUUUGUUGUAACUGUGUCAUAGUCUUGCAAAAAUGACAUGUAUGCUUGCAGUAUGGAUUUAGUCCUAACUUUGCCACCACUUCCUAGCUACUGAAAUGGUCUUGCCCUUCUCAGCCUACUCCAGGUCAUUCAGUGUAUCCCUCAGUAAACUAGUCAAUCAGUAGGUGUACUGUUACUGUUAUUUUUAGCUGUCAAAACUCUGCAUGCAUCAUCUGAACAGAGUGCCUGCAGAUUUUCGAACCUUAUGUUGAAAGUAGAGAGGUGACAAUGUGUGCCAGAGUCAGUGCUGUUUGUUUAAGCCACAUUUCAAUAUAAAACAAUCAAAAAACAGGUUAAACACUGUACAUCACCACUACUGGUGCUGUAGAGUGUUUGCCUUGUGUAGAGAGGAAUCACGAAUGACUGCGCGCUCCUCUUCAUGCUUUCAAUCACCUACUCCUGUUCUGACGUUGUAGCACCAUCAACAGGCAGUUUGUGUCAUUAUUAUUCUGUCAUGAGUAAUAAAGAUUUUUGCACAUUU